UCCCUCCUCCGCCCCUCGCCGGGCUGGCUGAGCAAGCGGCUGCACACAGGCUGGGGGCUCGACUCCGGCUGCUGCUGCCCUCGGCGCCCCAUCCAUGGCACCGCCCGCCGCCGCCGCUCCCCGGGCCGCUGCCCCUGCACCCCGGCGCGGCAUGGAGUAGGGGCCAGGCAGCCUCCUGCGCCGCGCCGCGCCGAGCCGAGCGGGGGGUCCCCCCCUUGGAGCUCCGCGCCUGGCAGCGCCCCCAGCGCGCCCCGCAGCCCCCCGUCCCCUCCUGGCGCCUGGGCCGCCUCGCCAGCCCAUGGAGGCGGCGGCGGAGAAGGAGAAGCGGCGGCAGCCAGUCCCGCCGGCGGUGGCCGGGGCUCGGGUCUCCCGGCCGGAGAUGCUGCUGCCGCCCGGGAACCGGCACCGGAGCCAGGCUCGCCGGAGAAGGAGGGAGCUGCUGCUGGCUCGGCUCUGCCUCGUGGGCUCGCUCACGCUGCUCCUGGCUUCCCUCUCCAGCUGGGCUGGGCGAUCCGGUUAUGAUGUCUUGAGCUAUCCUGUGGAAACUUACGAUAAGUGGAGUGGGAGGAGGCUGCUGCAGGCAACAGAGGACAAUGCCACUGAGAUCCCAGAGGAGACAGAAAAUCGAUAUAUCAAGAACUGCACUGAACCAGCUCUCCAUGAAUUCCCCAGCGACAUCUUUACAAAUGAGGACAGAAGACAUGGAGCUGUAGUCCUGCAUGUCUUCUGUUGUUAUAAUCAUGGACUUCAUUUUGUUUCUCUGCAGCGUCUGCAUCUUAGUGAAGACGUGGCUGGGGCAACUUUCAUGGCAGCUGGAAGCUCCGCUCCUGAGUUGUUUACAUCUGUUAUAGGUGUUUUUAUCACAAAAGGAGACGUAGGAGUCGGAACCAUUGUUGGCUCUGCCGUAUUCAACAUUCUCUGUAUAAUCGGGGUGUGUGGCCUUUUCGCAGGACAGGUGGUUGCACUGUCAUCGUGGAGUCUGCUGCGAGAUUCAACCUAUUACACACUGUCUGUUGUUGCACUCAUUGUGUUUAUUUAUGAUGAAAUCGUUUCUUGGUGGGAGUCCCUCGUCCUAGUACUGAUGUACUUCAUUUACAUCCUGAUCAUGAAGUUUAAUUCCUCCAUACAUCACUGCUUUGAAAGGAAGACAAAAAAUGCUGCAAAUAUGGUGAACGGAUUAGCAAAUAACACAGAAAUGGACGAUAACAGCAAUUGUGACGCCACCGUGGUAUUACUAAAGAAAGGGAAUUUCCGUCGUAAAGCCUCGGUGAUCAUGGUGGACGAGCUGCUGUCUGCCUACCCACACCAGCUUUCCUUCUCUGAGGCUGGGCUCCGGAUAAUGAUCACCAGCCACUUCCCUCCCAAAACCCGUCUCUCCAUGGCCAGUCGCAUGUUGAUCAACGAGAGGCAAAGGCUGAUAAACAGCAGAGCCUACACCAAUGGGGAAUCGGAAGUGGCUAUCAAAAUUCCUAUCAAGCACGCCCUGGAGAACGGGACAGGCCCCAGCAACUCCACUGAAAGGGGCGUGAAUGGGACCCGAAGAGACGAGGACAUGGCUGAGGCUGGAAAUGAGACCGAGAAUGAGGACAAUGAGAACAACGAGAAUGAUGAGGAAGAGGAGGAAGAGGAGGAUGAUAAUGAUGGACCUUACACUCCUUUUGACCUACCCUCUGGCAAAAUGGAAAUCCUGAAGUGGCUGUUCACCUGGCCGCUGAGCUUCCUUCUGCACUUCACGGUGCCCAACUGCAACAAGCCCUACUGGGAAAAAUGGUUCAUGGUCACCUUUGCUUCCUCUACCCUCUGGAUUGCAGCCUUAUCCUACGUGAUGGUGUGGAUGGUUACGAUCAUUGGCUACACGUUGGGUAUUCCAGAUGUGAUCAUGGGCAUCACAUUCCUGGCAGCUGGCACCAGCGUACCGGACUGCAUGGCUAGCCUUAUAGUAGCAAGACAAGGCAUGGGGGAUAUGGCUGUGUCGAACUCCAUUGGAAGUAAUGUUUUUGACAUUUUAAUUGGCCUGGGUCUCCCAUGGGCUCUGCAGACUCUAGCAGUGGAUUAUGGUUCAUAUAUCCAGUUAAACAGCCGAGGACUUAUCUAUUCCGUCGGCUUGCUGCUGGCAUCAGUUUUUGUCACCGUACUUGGUGUCCACAUGAACAAAUGGAAGCUGGAUAAGAAGCUGGGAAUUGUGUGCCUUUUCCUGUACGGCAUCUUCUUAUGUUUCUCCAUCAUGACAGAAUUCAAUGUUUUCACUUUUGUGAACUUGCCGAUGUGCAGAGAUCACUGAUUCAGGUGGCAGACUGUCGAGAGGUACUUCCUUCUUACCUGUGCAAUACAAAACACGGCUGGCAUCUCCAGAACACGGUGCACCCGACGGUCGUGAAAUAUAUCCUGCUCACUGUUCAUAGGAUUCUCCUCCCAUCUCGGUUUACCCUCUUCCAACCCCGAAACCUGGAAAAAUCCUGCAUCGAUGUGAAGAUAAUUUUUUUUUCAACAUUAAUGUGAUUUCCAAGUUCAGUUUUUGAACAGUGACUGGGAUUCUAAAUGAACUGGCUGCUAUCUGGCGUUGAGCCAGGCAAAACUGGUCUGCUACAAUUCCUUCCUUUUUAAGUUAUUUGGUGGAAGACUAAUCUAAUUUAUGAUUUAAGACUAUUGCUAGAAUGCAGAAGAAGAGGGUACAUUGUAUAUGGGGUGUUUUUCAAGCAGAACUGUGGGAAUCUUUUAUUUUUAUUUUUUUCAGAGAUCAACAGCCUCUCUUUGCAACUUCUUCUGAGCGCUGGAUUUCGUGUAAUGAUCCAAAGGUCACAAGUGCAGUGUAUUAUGGGAACUCAAUUUGAAAUACUCAGCAUAUGAGUGGAUUGACUGUUUAUUAAAAAAAAUGACUGGCAAGGCAGUGGAUAACAACUUUAUACUAUGAUUAAUGCAUCUCUUAAAGGUGUUGUAAGGAAUGCAAGGUGAACAUGGAUUCAAAGGGUAAACACUGCUACCAUUUUCAUUAUUAAUGUCAGAGUUUUAUUGCUAGGUUAUUUAUAUGUCCUAGGUUAUAAGCAAUGGUUUAGGACUGCCAGCCUCACAAGGACUAACGAGGAGGGGUCCUGGUUUUUAAUGAUCCACACAUUGCGAUGCAAAGUCAGAAGCUUCAGAAGAUCAUCCAACUUCUUGUAGCUUUUUGGGGGAGUGUGUAGUUUUAUGUCUUUUUCGUUGUGAGAGGGACAUAAGCACAGUCACACAUUCUCAAAAUGAGUUGUAGACACUGGUUUCUUUAAAAGGAAAGAGGCAUAUUUUGCACCGACAUUGUUACUGAAGUCAUAAUUUGCCACUCUUUAAAGAAUACACUGGACCUGGCCAAAAAUUUUUACAGCUGAACUUACCUGAUAUCAGAUUGUUGUGGAUUUAUUCCACCUCCUUCUGGAGGAAGAAAGAGAGAGAGAGAGAAAUGGCACUUUUAAAAUGCAGAAUAUCUUUAAUGCAGAUUCACUCACAAAUCUAAGUUAUGAUGAAGGUUUUGCCAUUCGCUGUUCUAACAGACCUGCAAGGUUUUGUAUAAUACUGUAUUAAUAUGCAGGCAAAUUCCACUACAUGAGGAACACCUAUGAUUGCCACACUUGUAUGUAUUGAAAUUGUGGAGUCUUGCCAGUGCUGGCUGUUGUAUUUACUUUAAGCAUUGAUCACUUCUGAUUCAUUUGGUAUGGUUUUUUCCUCUUCCUUGUAUAUGUUCUUCUAUGAAGCGUAAUAAGAUACUACCAACAAGGUGAAUGUUUUUGUCUAUGGUACAGACAGUGGCCAAUAUUGGUAGACAGGACACAACAAAACAGGGCCCUAAGAGAAAAAAAAAAUCUGAACUAGCAGAAGAAAAACAGUUCAGAGUGAAGACCCGUUUAGCAACUCAUUUGCACUUGAUUAUUUAAGAUUAAUUCUCUUCGGACAAAUAAACGUUUCCAAUCUGUGAUCUCCAUUCGACACAGCACGUUACUUUCUAUCCUUUUCACACGGAACAAGCGAAAAUACAAGUUUAUCAGGCAAGUUCCAUGGAAAGUUGAUGCACAUCCACCUUGGGUAAAAGCAGACUGGUGGGUCUCUGGAGGAAAGUAGGUGUGAAGACAGAGCAGAUGUGGAUAAAGGGGAGAGAAAAGAGGGGCUCCAUUUUAUAUAUGUGUUGCUAUUUUUUCUUCAGGAACAUAACUGUGAUCCCACUUGUUUCGCUAAGCAGCAUUCUAAGAACAGCAUGCUAAGAACUACACCAUAUGGAAAUUCCAUUGCAUUAGAAAUCCCCAUUGUACCUUCUUAGUGUGUUUUUAAUUAAUAAUAACCACUCAAAUGUCUCAAAAGACUUCCUUAAAUUAAAAAAUAGGAGCAUGAUGUGAUACAUUUCAAUAAAUUCCAACCUUGAGGACAGUUAUAAGCUUAUAACAAGAUAUAGUAGCUCCUAAGCUGAAUCUUUCCUUACUCACAGAAGAGACAAUAUUUGGAAAAAAAAAAAGUUUCACAUCAGGGCCUAUUAUUAUUUCUAUUUUGAAUAUUUAUACUGCUGCUCCAAUGGAGCCAGUUGGAUCUAUUUCUACGAAAUAGCCAUUAUCUAUCCCCAUGGCACAAAAACUGCAUGACUGGUUUUUUAGGAACUUUUCCUGUUGACGUACAUCAAAUACUGUAGUAUCGCAGCUUUGCAUUGUAUGUGUAUCCUGAACUUUGUGCAUUUUGCAAGAAUAUUCUGAAAGUUGCUCAUUCCAAGUGUAAGCAAAGAGGUAUCUUAGAUGCACUGAACUGCUCUUACCUGUGCCAUAUUCUUACGAGAUGUGAUAGAAUGUUUUCUUUGAUUACCGUUUGAGUUGGAUGUACUUGUGAUCUGAAACCAAAGCACAUGAUACAAGCAUGAUUUGAAAUUGAGGGCAGGUUGAGUGUGUGAGUUCUCAUUUGUUUUUAAAAGAAAGAGCCUUUCAAACUGAUAGCUUGAUUAAAGCCCAUGGAAAAAUCUCCAAGACAAAAAUGUAAGCACUUUUCUGUGCAAAGUUUAUUCUGCGAUCACUCUUCAUGAAAGGUCUCCCUAAGGCAUACAAUAAUAAGAUUGCUUCAUAUGCUGACUGAUACAGUGACUAUUCACAGCUUUCAUUUUGUUUUCCUUCCAAGCUUUCACUUUAGUUUUCCUUCCAAGCAAUCGUAGACCAUUUUUAAUGAGCAUUUCAAAGAGAGCUUAAAGAGUCUUCUCCCCAGUAGUGAACACCUCACUGCAGCUCUAACUUUUGACCUGAUUUUGUCUAGGCUGACACCAAAUAUCUGAUCCCAUAGUUUCAACUCUGUUUGACACAUGGUUAGCCCUCCCUUGACAGUGAUUAAAUGCCAAAAUCUUGUGAUGUGGGUGGUUUUAAGAGACAAAGGAAAGAUUGCUUUUGCCCUGCCAAAGUAGAAUUCUAUACCUGCAUUUUAUUAUUAUUAUUAUUUUAUUUUUAAGAAAUAGUGCAUUUUUUUGUAGUUAUAGGUACCUACAACAGAAAAUAUCUCGCGUGGAGGGCAUUUACACUAGUGUGGUUUGGGACAUUUCUGUGUUUGUUUGACUUUGUGUCCUGAGCUGUGUCAUAGAAGUUAGUGAAUUUGCAUGCUUUGGAUUUGUGGCUUUUGCGCCUGUGAAACAGCAAUUUAUGCUAAUUUUAAGCAUUCAAAUGCCUAACAAAAAAUUAUUUAAAAAACAAAGAAAAGAAAGUGGGAAAAACACCCACAAGUGCUGAGGACAUAAUGUUUAAUGUCAGUGUAAGAACCGGAGGUUAACAUCUAACGUGCAAUGACAGUAGUCCAGAUUUUCAAUGACUUUUCCUAAUAAUCUGUAGAAUAAAAUGUAGGUAGCAAAUACUGUUGGAUACAAAAACUACAACUUUCUGGCUACUGACAGAUGUUUCUUUUACCAAAUUUAUCUUUCCAAAUUAAGUAUGAGGACAUGUCAGAUCAUGCUGCAAUGUCAGGCCUUGUCUAUAUUCAGAGAUACACCAUUCAUUUGAUUCAUUAAUUCUCCUGCUCAUCGAGAGUAGAGUACACACGUUGGAUCAACCAUUUCUAGAGAGCUCAGUCUCCUGUCAAGGUUGUGGCCUGCUCCAUAUUAAGGCUGUGGCAGGCGAAGUCAGAAGCCACAAUAUCCUUCCAGCCUGUGCAAGGCCAUCCACCAGGUCUUCACCGUCCUGCUUUUGUUGAAUCAAAUGCAUAAAGCUGGUGGACUGGUAUGGACUCCAGUAUAUGAAGCAGAUGGCCAAGCUAGCUGAGAUGGUGUUGAGUCACUUGGGAAGACACUGGAGACUGAUUGGUCUGACACCUGACAUCCUCAUUUAGAACAUGAUGAAACCACCAUAUACUUUCAAUACGACGUUACUGUUUCAUGUCGAAAGCAUCCAGUUGGCACAUUUGCAUCUCUGUGGUGGCCCAGGUUUCAGAGCCAUACAAAAGGAUGGAAGUCACUGCUGCUUGAUAGAUACUCAUCUUAGAGUUGAUAUGUGGUGUUGAUGCCACAGAGGCUUCCAAAGAGCAUGCAUAACAACCUUGACCUUGCUGAGCUGAUGUUUCAUGUCAGCAAGGCAACCUCCCUCCCUAAUGACGAUGGAACCAAGACACUCAAAUGCAUUGACAAAUUCAAUCUCUUGCCCACUGAUUAUGAUGGAUAAGGGUAGAGGUCCAUCAGCCCCUUUCAUCAGUUUGGUCUUCUUCCAAUUGACUUGAAGACCAGUCUUACUUCUUACUUGCUUCUUCCAUAAAUAUAUUCAGGGCAUUGAUGAGAUUAGUAUUUGAGGAUGAGAGUCUAGCUGUGGUAUCUUCAUAUUCUAGGUCUGCUAUGCAGGAGUCAUGCCAGUACCACCCCUGGUAUGCGACUAGUGACAGUUUCCAUCGUUCAGUCAAUAACAGUAUUGAGCAUAUCAGGGCAGCCAAGCAUCCUUGAUGGACACUGCUGUUCUACUCAAACCAGUUGGAGAUCCUGAUACCUAAGAGGACACAGCUCUCACUUUGGUAGUGUAUUUCUAUGAGAAGGUGGAAGAGCUUACCAGGCACACCAGCAGCUUGCAGACAGGGAGCAAUGAUCAACAAAGUUGGAGGCAGCGUUUAGAUCAAUAAAAGCUGUAUACACCUCAUAUUCUCUGUGCCAAAACUCUUGAUCUUUUCCAAUAAUUUGUCUAAUGGUAAAAAUCUGCGCUGUGAUUGAUCGGCUUGCUGUAGGUAGCGUAGAUUCUUUAUCAGGGGGUUAGCAUGCUCACGAAGAAUCAGCGUGAACAGUUUACUUGCAAUGGAAAGCAAAGUCAUGCUGCAGUGAUUGGAACACACCAGACUAUCGCCUUUUCCUUUCUAAAAUGGGAGAAUAAUCCCAUGGCUCCAGUCAUCAGGUAGUUUCUCAUGAAUCCAUACGUCAUUGAUAAUUUGGGUCAGCCAUCCUAAGAUAGAAUCCUGGCCAUUUUUGAUCAGUUCAGCAGCUAUACCACAAACAUGGGCAGCAUGGCCAUUCUUGAGCUUACAGGCUGCGCUUCAAACCUCCUUGACCGUGACAUCCUCUACAUUACAUGGAGGGGCUCUCAUUGGGCUCUUCACAUCCUCCCGGAGAUGUGGAGCUGCAGCUCUGAUAGGAUGGUUAUAAAGCACCGGAAAAUGUUUUUUCCAUCUACUCAGACAUUCUGCCUCAGUGCACACAACACAUUACUCAAAUGGAACCCAGAAGAGACGCCCCCUCUUCCCCACUGGCUGAUGGAACCACCAUUUUUGGACCUUUGCACACAAUGUAGAUUUGCAGUUUGGAACGUACCCUGAAAACCAUUGGUACUCCUACCCUCCCAAUUGAACCAGUAAGACAAUGAUUAACAGCAAUCGUUAUGUAUGGUCAGGCCUCAGCAGUGUUGUCUUGGCCUUGUCAAGGAAUGCUUGUAAAGCCCUCAUAAGCUGAUCUCCCAUCUCCAAAUGUAUCAUGUGGCAAGGACUUUCUUAUAGACAUGGCAACAUCCCUGCCAUUGAUGCUUAUGGCCCCACUUACCUUGCCAGUCAGGAGGACAAGGACCAAUACUCAUGAGCCAUGUAUUAUGUCAUCAGACGAGUAUCCCCUCAUGACAGUAUCAUUGCGCUAUGUGAUGCCAGCACUACACUGGGAGCCAAUACUAGGAAAGCUUGGCCAGAAAGCAUUGGGCGUUUUGUUGCGGAUGCAAUUGUGAACAGCAAUCGUGAGCGACUGCUUGAACUUUGUACUGCAACUGGACUCCAUGUUUCUGAUACCAAUUUCCAAUGGAAGAACAUACACACAUGGACUUGGUAUUCCAAUGAGGGACAAACCCACAAAGCACUUGAUCACAUUCUCAUAUUUUAAUUGGUGGAGAAGUUGUAUGCACCACGAUUGGGUGUUCAGGUGUGCUGAAGUGGUCAAUAUCGAUCACAGGUUGCUCGUGGCCAUGGUGGAACUGAGCUUGAAGGCAACUCAAACCAAGCCUUCCAUUAGUCAUUUAGACUUACUGAAAUUGAUUGACUGCUGCUGUCAAAAUGGAAUGCCAGCUGAAAUCUGCAACUGAUUUGACACUCUGGCCCUUGCAGAAGAAAGCCUUGAAUAGGAGCAAGUCAACAAUUUAUGAGGCUCUUUCCAGUCUUCUGUUAUGGAUGCCAUCAACAAAGUGCUGGGGAAAAGGCACCCCAGGCCUAAACAUAAAUGGAUCAGUGAACAGACCCUGGGCAUCAAAGAAAAAUACCAUGUGGCUUGCUAAAAUGGGAACAAUCAAGAAUACCAAUGCCCCAAAGCAGGACAUUUGGGGCAAAUAAGGCUCAGUUGAUGGAAGCUGCAUCAGCCAGAAAUGACUGUGGGACUGUCUAUAAAGAAUUGUGCACCUUAAAAGUUGGUCCAGGGAACAAAUCCUCACUUGUCAAAGAUGGAUGCUAUAACACGCCAGUUUAACUUUAAAAUGGUUUUAAAAACGAUAUAGUUAAAUCAGUGCAAACUCAAUGUGGACAGACAUUCUUAAUUGGAUUUAAACCUGCCUUAUAGCAAUGAAACUUCAUUUGGUAAAGCAUUGGCUUAAGCUAAAUCAAUAUAAGGUAGCUUUAAAUCCAAUUAAGAGCAUCCACACAGGGAUUUGCAUGAAUUUAACUGAAUCAGUUUAAAAUCACACAUUUAGGUUGAAGUGAUGCGAGUUUGAAUACAGACAUGGCCUUGGCAGCUUUGUUUCAAACAUAAGGAAUUAUGCCUGGUAAUGCGUGUAGUUUGAAUAAGCUAUGCAAAUGCAUUGGGUAUAUUGUGAGGCUCUAAGUUGAAAGAAAGAUAAGUGUUUCCAGUGCCCUAAGACUCUGAGCGAAACCUUGGCGCUGUUGAACUCAAUGGCAAAAAUGUCAUUGCUUCAGCAGGGCCAAGAUUUCUUCCUAUAUGUCUUUACAACAGCACAUCCUGUUGGUCUUAAAAACAGUUACACCUCUACCCCGAUAUAACGCUGUCCUUGGGAACCUAAAAAUCUUACCGCGUUAUAGGUGAAACUGCAUUAUAUCGAACUUGCUUUGAUCCACCGGAGUGCGCAGCCCCGCCCUCCCCCCAUCUCCAAGAGCACUGCUUUACCGCGUUAUAUCCGAAUUCGUGUUAUAUCGGGUCGCAUUAUAUCAGGGUAGAGGUGUAUUUAAAAAUAUGAAUAAGUAAUCAGACACAGAACUCUUUUUUUUAAGCCAAAUCAACAAACUAGUUCUUUCUAAUACAGCUUGGCACAAAGAAGGAGAUUGCACAUGGAAGUGUUAUAGGAAUUAGGAACUGUAGGAGCCUGAACUUGGAGCAUAUUUCACUUGGAGCAAAUUCAUUCACUUUAUCCCUAGCUCUGCUGACUCAUUGGACAGACAAUCAAAAGUUUUUAAGUUUCCAGAACUGGAGUUGUAGCCAAAUUUAUGCCACGGGGGGAAAGGCAAGGUAUGCCCAACGAGGCAAGCAUGGAAGAAAAACACAUUUUUGUUUUGUUUCUUUGAUCACACAUCAAGUGGUCUAAUUUGUAACAUUUGGCUGUGAAUCUAACUCUAUCCACUUCUAACAGCCCACUAACUAUGCCAACUCUUUGAAGCGUGCGUGGAGCCAGCUAAUUUCAUUUCAAAAGCUUUUAGUAACAGAAGCACAGUUCUUGUAAGGUUCCAAAUAUUUUAAUAGUUUUUCAUUGUAAUUUUAAAAUGAUCAGUAAAACAAGUUUUAAAACUUCCACACCAAAAAAACAAACAAACCCCAAACCCCUACCUAUUUUGUUCUUUUCAACUGAGUAGUACUUGAAUGUGCUAAAAUUAACAUGGAAGUUUUUAAUAAUAAACGUGACUUUUUAUAGCAAGUUGGAGAAAUGAGGUUCAGUGUUAAGUACCUGAACUUUCAUGGACAAUCAUUAUAGGCACAGAAGUUUGUUCAAAUGCUGAAUAUUUUCCCGUUAGCCUUGUGGUUUCAGAUCAGCAUAUCUGUGACAGGUAAAGCAGGUAAUUUAGGAGGUCUCUGUUAUUGGGUCCCAUAGAGCAGUGUACAGAUUUCAUAAUAGAAUCAGCUGUAAGGUUGUUACAAAUCGUAUCUGUUUCUUUCUUACCUCUUCUUGCAAAGAAAAAAUGUCUAUCAACAUAAAUGGGCUUCAUCAGCGAUAAGAAACCUAAUCUUAGUUACUAUGUUACUAGAAGUGUCCAGGUAAAAUUCUACUUACAGAUAGAUUUAGAUUUGAACAUAAGUAACUGAUACUGGAUGGUUUUGGUAAAACAAUUCUUUGGACAGAUGAUCUGUUUACAAACCGUUGUCUACCUACAGAAUGGCAAGAUUAUAAGGAUUCAUGCCAAAUUUUUGAGCCGUUACACUAGAUGAGAGCCUUAGGAAAGAACACUCCUUUACCUUCACUAUUAACAGAAGAGGCAAGAAAAGAAUGCAAUUGCCAAUGACAUUAAGUUAAUAACAUCAGGAGUAUUUUGAACAGAGUAGCUGUUUUGAAGUUUCGGUACUUCCCUAGUUUUAGAUUUCAUUCUUCACAUUUAAUAUACAUUACCUGAAUGUUACCAUCUUUGAGAAUGAGCCAAAUGUUUUGAUUCCUAUCAAGAGUUGCAGUUAUAACUCAGGCAGAUGUAUACAAUACAGUUUCAUUUUGACGGGGGUCAGGCUGCAGUUACUUUGCUGUUCAGCAGAGCGUUAGAGGGAGAUAACCACAAUCAGAAUAGAGUUUCUGAUAAUGUAUUUCCUUUCAGUUAGCCAUGACAUUAUGGAAAAGAAAAAUGUGCUUAAUGUUCCGCUGUUGUUGGUUUCUGAAAUUAGAUAGGCUUAAAGUAUUGGAGGAGAGGGGGUGCCCAUAGACAUGAUUCAGCCCAGUGUCAUGAUGGUACUUAUGGGCUUAACGCCACACACAGUGCUUCUGAGGCAGCCAGCGCAUCAGGAAAGCUUGUCUGGGAACCUGCAAAGACACAGUGAAACCCCAAAAAUGUGUGGCAUUGAACAGGGAUGGGGCAUGACUAGUAUAGCUGAUUUUGUGUAGCACACAUCCCCCCUCCCCUCUAUCAGCAGCACUCCUGUGGAGGUCCAACCAUAACUUAAAGUUCUCUCUCCACCCAGGACCCUGAGGUUCAUUGGGGUAAAUGCCCAUAAGGAUAUAGGGGGCCAGGCUGACACAACAUGGUGUCAUUUACACCUCCCUAUGGGCCUGUUCCAACUUCCAUUACAGGCUCUGACAGGAGUCCCAUGUACUAUAAUGAGAAUUGCAUCAGGCCCUAAAGCCUCAAUUCAGCAGAGCAUUGAAGCACGUGCUUAAGUUUCAAGGAAGUCAAUGGAGCUUAAGCGUGCACUGAAAGCUAAGCAUAUGCUUAUGUGCUUUGCUGAAUUGGGGUCUAAAGGUCAGGUUCAGUGGAUCUAACCCAUUGGCAUCAGUGAUUUUUUUAAAGUGUUUCAAUGAAUACAGUGUCUGCACCAUAGUCGUGUGGAUUUUAUAAACCGUGGAUGCAGUAACGUAUACCCAUUCCAAGUAGUGCUGUAGAAAAAAGUCAUUCAGUGAUGAAUGAGCAGAAUACAAGACUCCAGCAAGGAGAGUCUUUACCGAAUGUGCCUUUGACUGAAAAGAGAGAAGUGACUUUGAAAGGCUUUGUAGAUUUUAACUAAGAGUGAACUACUGAGCAAGCUUUUUACUCUUUAUAGUAUUCUUUAGGAAAGUAGAUUUUCCCUGUUAAGUUUUGCCAUGAGUUGGCAUAUCACAUUCCUGGAUUUUGCUACACAAAUGAGGCAACAUGUCGGAAUGUUUUCGGCAAACAUGGCCUGAUCUUAAGCCCACUGAAGUCAAUUGAAUUCAAUGAGCUUUGGGUCAGGCCCACAGUCAGGAAAAUCAAGAAUGCUUAUUACUGUUUUCUCCUACAGAUAGAUCACAAUUCAGCUGGUCUGAUUAGCAAAGUUUGUGUGUCACUGUUCAUUUGAUUCUGAGUGAUUCAUAAAUACAUAAAAGGGUGUGAGAGAGCACAUGCUAUACGUUCAGUAAGCUUGGCAGUUUCUCUGUAUUCCAAAUGUUCGUUGACUGACUUGGAGCUCUUUGUUGCAUUUUAGUGUUUAUAGCCUAGUUUGGAGGAGAAAAGAGAUUUCUGGUACGGCUGACAAAUUUUGGCCUCAGGUACUGCAGUGAUAGUUACCCCUUUUCUCCUUCUGUGUAUAUGGCUGCAUCGGUAGGUGUGGAGGCUAAGAUAUAACAUAAGAGAAGAAUCCUGGCCCCACUCAAGUCAAUGGGAGUUUUGCCAUUGAUUUCAAAGGAGCCAGGAUUUAACACAGAAUGUUGAAAGCACUCUUAUGAUAACAUUCUAAGGUGAAGGUUCACCCAAAGUCUGAGUCCAGUCGUUACUUACACAUACAGACCCAUUUGAGUCCAUAGGAUUACUGUAGGAAGGGCUACUCUUGUGAUUGAGAGUUUGCAGAACGAGUCCUUUAUCAGUACAAGUCUCAUUGUCCCUGAUGCUGUUCAGGACAGUCUUUGUCAACUGAGGAAAGGUUAGUUUCCUUUAGUCGGAUAGGGAAUGCACCUUGCAAUUUAUUUAUGAAGGUCCUUAUGGGGUGGGUGGUACAGAAUCCAUCCACCAGUCUCAAAGCUAUAAAAUGAAGUCUAUAGCACAGGAAAAUGUCAUCCCUGUUGUAAGAGUAAUAGAGUUACACCAAGGAUGACUAUAGCUCCAUGUCAUAAUAUUUGUAGCAAAUGAUAAUAAUAACUGAACAAAAAUAUGUGGGGGGGAUGGAGUGGGAGAAAUACAUUUCAUAGCACGGACGCUCUUGAAUGUUUGAAGGGUGAAGGAUCAAAUUUCCCUAUAAAUAUAUGACCGACUGCACGUCCCACCACAUUUUUAGGACACAACAACCCGAGUGAUGGCUGGUUGGUCCAUAGACCAUUAUAUCGGAAGACUUCUGAUAUAGUUUGAGAGGUGGAGAAUUUGAAAAAUUAGCAGAUGUAAAAUAAUGUUGGGCAAAUGCUGUGGAUUCUGUUUCAAAAGCAGCUUCCCCUCUGAAUCUGGUUGGUUGCUUGUAGAUGGGUAUUAUUGGUUUCCUUGUGUCAAAAGGAUGUGAGUUUGUGCUCCCAUAAUCCCUUUAUUAAGUAUAGAGUCAGCCUGUGGAUUUAAAUGUUUACAAGUGCACUACCUAAGGCAGAAUUUAUGCAUUGGACUAACAGAAAUAGGAGGCAGUUUUGGGCCCAAGAAUAGGUGAGAGAAAAUGCAGAGUGGACCUAUUGCUUCAAGUACCUGUCUCGAUACCACGCUGGUGUAACUCACAGUGUACCCCUACACUGCACAUGUUCAUUGAAACAUCAGCUCAUUACACAGGCCAUUGGAAUCCUCUCCCAAAAUCUUUUCCCAAAGAGAAAUCAGUGUCUCUUCAAAGUGAAAUUUGCACAAUAGGCAGGUAUUUUAUAUCCGAUCCUCUUCCUGGGGAUCCCUGUUUUGUUCAUUUCUAAACAGACAACAUGCUUUGUCCACUGUAAGCGAGUGAAGUGGACAGGAUCCUGGCUUUUUUAUAGACAAAGACCAUGAUUACACUAUGAGCGUUACUGAUUCAACUGAAUGAUUAUAGUUUUGACGUGGAUAUUUUGAGCUUCCUGAAGCCAGGCCAUCCCAUAUUUAACUAUAUUCAUUAAAGGAUUUGGUCAUGAAUAUGACAGAUUUUGGGCCUUAUUUUUUUAAAUUUUUAAACAAAGAUUUAUAUUAUGUACUUUAACCCAGUAUAUUCUCUGUCAUUUAAACAAAGCCCUGUGGUAGCUGGCUGCCAUGUGAAUAGGAAAAGAAAUCUAUUAUGGCUAUUGAGAAGACAGAAACUGAUGUCAGUAUUUAAGAUACUUACACACACGCACACACACAUUUUUUGUAAGUGCAAAAGAUGGUUACUUGUUUUUAAUUUGUUUCCAUGUUUGUAUCAGCAAGUAAAUAUUAGCGUUGCAUGCCAAUCAUAUAUGUAUCUAAGAAAUAUAACAGGACAAGUCGAAACAGCAUAUCUUUGUAAAUUCAAUAGUAUUUCCAAUUAUUGUUAUACUACUAUGCUAAAUUCUAGUUCCCUUUCCUGAAUGUAAGAAAGUUUUUAAAAAAUGAUCAAAGAGGUCAGGAAAUUGUGCACUGAAAUAUUUAUAAACUUAUUUAUUUAUUUCUCUUACAUGAAGAAUUACGCCCCUGAAUCAGGAAAGCAUUACCUUGUUCAGGAAGAACAGUUAAAACCCAGGGCAGUCAAUGGAAUUUAAGCCCACGCUUAAAGUUAAGUGCAGGCAUCGGUGCUUUCCUGAACCAGGACCUAAAGUUGGAGCUGUUUAAACACAUUAGUACCAUUCUUUUGAACUUCUGUGAAAAGCGGUGAGACAUUUAAUUUACUGUGAUUUUUUAAUCAGCUUGCUGGUCCCCUUCCUGCAACCUGUAUGGUGAGGGUAGUUAUCGAACAUUGAGAGAACCUGAAAAAUGUCUCUGUGCUGGUCACUUGUACUGAUCGCUGGAGUAGAAACGCGUAAAUAUCAAACCUUCACCUCCAUCUGUCAAUCUAUCAUAUUUUGAGGGCAACCAGACCUGUUUUUUCUGAGCACCAUUUACAGUCAUUAAAAUUUACAUUUCGUGAGGUGCCAACAGGUAUUUUAUAAAAGAUCUUCCUUUCCCAAGUUUGCAUUAAUUUCUUCCGAAAACUGUUUUUAAAAAAAAUUCUAAUUGACAUCAAGUUACAUGUGAUGAGCUCCAUUUUUAUAACAUGAAAAUAAAUGUUUGGGUGCAGAUUAUCCGCCGGUGUAAGUUGUCAUGGCAACAUUGACGGAGCAAUGAAUCAGCGCCUUGAAAUCUUGCAAUAAAAUGCUCUUGCUACUCGCAAACAUGCAAGUGGGUACCCUCAUUUCAAUAAACCUGUUUUUUCAUGUAGGUCAGUACAUCUCCAUUCUAGGAGGAUGUAUCACCUGGCAUUGCUGUCAGGGGGAAUUAUGGUAGAGCUCAAUGUGGAGGAGGCAAGGAGCAGUGCAGGAGUCUUCGUAAGAAUGGGACAGUGGAGAGGAAAGGUCAGAAUUUUAUGCUUGAGGAAGCUCUUAGACACUUGGGUGUUAUUCAUUUUAGGAAAAAAGCCUGCAAAUCAUAAUCAGCCUGAAUAAUCAGUCUGAUUAUGAAGCAAGAAAAUUGCAUAAAAUGAACCUCCAUUUAUUGUAGAGUUCAUGACUCAACUGAAUUCUUCUUCUUAAGUUCUCACAGAAAACAUCUUUCUUUCUGGUAGCUCUCCAUAGUGAGUCUAAAUCUUCACGUACAACAUAUAUUUCUUUGUAUCAAAAUUGGGAUUUGAAAUCAGAACAUUCCUAGAUAAACUAAAACUCCAGCUAAAAUAUUGCAUUUCUUGAGAUCUUGAAAAAAGACAAAAAUUAAUUCUUGAUAUCUUGGUCAUUAAAGCUUUCUAAUUUUAAAAAUGAAUGACAUAUCAAAAGGGCACAGCAGAUAAAUACAUGUUUUAUACAGCACAAGUGGAGAGCAAAUGCAAAGGAAAGUAAAACUGCAUUAUGAAACACAGAUUCUUGUGUAAUGAGAAUGUUUGCAAGUUUUUCAAGGAUUGCAUUUAUGUUGUGAUGUGUCUGAAAUAAUAUUUGAUCUUUACAGUUCACUUACCAGUUCUGAAAAAGGGUUUGGUUUUGGUUUUUCCAGUAACAAGUACUGUAUUUCUUUACCAGGCAAAAUGGGGAAGAUGAGUCCAAAAUAUUGCAUGCGUCAGACUUGAUUCUUACUUUAGGUAAAUAAGUGUGUAUCACUGAUCAUGAAAAUCUACUGUGCACAUGUGUCAGUCUAGACCUAUAUACCUUAGAGACGAAUUGCACCCUUGCAAUUACUGAAUUCUCAGGGCCAAAUUGUGACCAACUUCCUCAUAAGAGAAGCCUCACUGAGUUCAACAUCUACUCUCAUGAACAAGGAAGUCACAAUUAGGCUCUUAGGCCUAGAUCCUCAAAGAUAUUUAGGUACCUAACUCCAUGGUUAGCUGAUUAAAUAAGUUUAAGAACUACUUUAAUCCCCACAGUGAAAUACAAGAUGGAAAAUAAGCUAGAAGAGACAUAUUCCCCUCUCUGGCAGUGCCCUGUGUAAUGUCAAAUUCCCCAGUAAAAUGGUGAAACCAUGGAAGUGUUCUCAUGAUUAGAAAGCACAAGCAAAAAUUCAAAAGGGUGUGUACACACAGGAAGACAGUACUGGUGCUUUUUUUAGUGCAUUGUUAUGUAUCCAGAAAUAGGCACAGGAUAAGCAAUUCUAUGGGGUGAACUUCACCGCUGUGCAGAAAAGCAGUACAAGGCUGAUGAGACAUUUAAACCCAUAAAUAGGAUUUAAGUAGGAUUUACGUGCCACAUAAGCCUAGUACUAACCCUCUGCAGAGAGGUGAAUUUCAGCCAUCAUAAGUAGCAGUGCUUUCAGGGUCAGAUGUUCAUUAGCACUCAGCAUCCCGACAGCUCCCAUUUAGGCACUAAAUAAAUGGAUGGCUUUAAAAAAACUAAAUGCUGGGCACGCAGUGACUCCCAUUGAAAGUAACGAGUGCUGCCGAGUGUGAGCCCCUUGAUUUUUUUUUAGUGGCACUGGCUUGACAGCACAUGCUUCUGUGGCUAGAAUGAGUUUACAAUUACAUUGUUGUAAGAGAUAAAGAAUAAUGUAAUGUAUUCCCUGGAACUCUUAAGGAAAACUUUUUUGUUUUGCUAACCUUGCUAAAGUCUCUAGACCACUGAAUGCAGUCUCUGGUGUGGCUUUUUCUAAACUAAACAGUGAUCAAACUGUAUAGCUUUCCUUAAACUCUUGUGUGCAUGCUUAAUUUUCUACUUAAUGGUGCAUCAGAAGCACAGCAAUAAAAGUGAUUGAUCUGAACAUCUUUUAUUCAAAUAACGUCAUCUGGGUUCUUUUCCAUUGAGUUUGAAGACUCCAUGAUGCUUCUAACCAUAAUGAAGAAAAUGUAGGUGCAAGUGAGUGUAAAUCUGAAAUGCACACAACAUAUAGUUCACUUAUAGCAGCCGGGGCUCACCAGCAAGGAGAAAAUUCAACUGUUUAUAGUAAUAAAGUUCUAUUCCAAAUAGCGUCUUAUUAACGUGCUUUUGAAAUGUCAAAAUGGCGGCGCCACAGACAAAACAUUUGUUACCUUUUCAGAUAAGUUACAAUAAUUUUGUCAUCCUUGUACAAGUAUUAUUGUCUGUCUUUCUGUACAUUUGUUUUGCAAUUUGUUAUAGAGUAUUACUUGUAUGCAUAGUUGUUCCACUUGCCUGUGUCAGUUAGAAAUUUAACAGAAAUGAGAGCAUGCAUUUCUCUAUUUGCUGGUAACCUAUGAAUUAGAAACUUGUAUUUUCUGUGUUUUUCAAGUGUUAUAACUAUAAACAAAAAUU
Molecule: messenger RNA, 17780 nt
Organism: Chrysemys picta bellii (western painted turtle)
Lineage: Eukaryota; Metazoa; Chordata; Testudines; Emydidae
Source: RefSeq, a predicted model, not a curated record